UUACCACGCCAUACUUUUUGACUCUUACUUUAGUAGAUUGGUGAAGCAACACUACUCCACUAGACUGAAUGAUUCUUAUUCUGUAUUCUACAUAUUGCCUUGAUUUUUGCCAGAGAUGGCGACAGUGGAAGUGAGACGUCAGCCAGUUCAAAGAGGUUCGGAUAGGUUGGCUCCUCCAGUAGUAAAGAGAAUCUUCUGCGAUUGCGUGACCUCCACGACUCCCCAUGCACUUUUUCAUGCCAUAGGCCACAGGUGUCAAACCCAUUCCAGAAAGGGCCAAGUGGGUGCUGGAUUUUGUUCCAACCGAUAACGCGCAGAGAGUUUAACCAAUCAACUUCCUUCUGAAACAAGCAGCACCUGACAAACUUGAACUGAUGACACAUGUAAAAGAUCUAAUCGGUGAAAAGGUGUCCUCUUCACUGGUUGGAAAACAAACCUGCAGCCACUUGGCCCUUUCUGGAAUCGCUUUAACACCUGUGCCAUAGGCCAUCAUAAAAAACCAAAUAAAGUGGACAAUAAGUCAAGUAUAGCUUAAUUGCCGAUUUCUAAUAAAUAGUUACUACUAUGUGACAAAGUAAAGGAAUGGCUAUAGACCUGUAUCAAUCAGGAACUUCAUUCUCGUGCUUGGUCCGAUAAUGGCCGAACAUUGAGGAGGUGCUCUUGUUCGACAGUUCGGAAGAAGAACAUUUCACCUGCAAAAAAAUGCGAAUAAUAAACAAAUAAUCAUAAGAGUUACCUUGACAUUUGAAUUUGAAUGGAACAUGUCGAGUUGAAAUUCUGAGACAAACUGGGUGAAGAUUGAAAUAAAUACCUUAUUCUCCGAUGAGAUCAAAAUAGGCAUGCGGACAAUUAGCCUUUUUCCUGCGUUUGGUCCAUUUUUCACGGCACGAAUUAAGAAGGAACCGUGAGAUGUUUCCGCAGCUCCGUCGCGUUGACAGAUGCACAGUUUGCGGUGCAGCGUCUUUGCAGGGUCGACGCGGUUCGUGCGUCGGUCACGUGAUUUUCUCCAAGCGGUACGCGCACCGAUGCGGGCGGGCAUUGCUCCGUCAGCUUGCUUGACGCAUUGGUGUUACGAGACCCAUCACUUCAUUUAGUAGUCAGGCUUUGAUCAGAUCUGUGUGAGAAACGGUUUUGUUGGAAAAACAAUAACACACACGAAAAAAAGUGAUUUUCUAUCGUCGACGCUCAAGAGGAAGUGACGUCGGUCCGCACAUGCGCGGUAUAACCAUCGGGUUGUCACGGGCAGGUAGCUACGUUGCCAAGUUGUUUGGGGGGAGAUUUCCGAGUGGCAAACUCGGCAAGUCGAAACAAGCGGCGAGGCAAGGCCAGAUGGAUUCGCCGCCAGUGGAGCUCGACGGAAGCGUCAUGGAGGGAGGCGGGCAGAUCCUGCGCGUGGCGGCGGCGCUGAGUUGCAUCAGCGGUUCGUCCGUCACCAUCUCCAAAGUCCGAGCCGGCAGGAGCACGCCGGGUCUCAGGCCUCAGCACCUGACCGGCCUUCAGCUGCUCCGCGAGAUGUGCGCCGGUGUCCUGCAGGGCGGCGCCGUCGGCUCCGCCGAUAUCCGCCUGACGCCCUCCAAGAUCGCGGCCGGAAACUACACGGCGGACACGCGCACGGCAGGGAGCGUGUGCCUUCUAUUGCAGGCGGCGCUGCCAUGCGCUCUCUACGCCGACGGCGUCUCCAACCUGUGCCUCCGAGGAGGGACCGAUGCCGAGAUGGCGCCGCAAAUAGACUACACGAUCAAGGUCUUCAAACCCGUCGUGGAAAAGUUCGGAGUCCAUUUUGACUGCGACGUCACCGUGAGGGGUUUUUACCCAAAGGGUGGCGGUGAGGUUCGCGCCACAGUGCGUGCGCUCAAAGAAUUGCGGCCGGUCACCAUGCUGGACAGAGGAAUCAUCUGCAAGAUUCACGGCCGAGCGUACACUGCCGGGGUUUUGCCUUUCAAGCUGGCCAGAGACACGGCCGCCGCUGCCGCGCGGACCAUCCGGCGACAAAUCCGGGAGCUCGACGUCGACAUUCAAGCGGUGCGGGAGGACAAGGCCUUCGGAAAUGGAAACGGAAUCAUAGUCAUCGCCGAGUCGUCCACGGGAUGCUUGUUUGCGGGUUCUGCGCUGGGCAAGAGAGGGGCGUCCGCCGACAAAAUUGGCACGGAGGCGGCCGAGAUGCUGCUCGACAACAUCGGACACGGCGGCUGCGUGGACCAAUUCUUGCAGGACCAGCUGAUCAUAUUCAUGGCGCUGGCAAAGGGGACGUCUCGCAUCCGAACGGGGGCCGUCACCCUACACACUCGGACCGCCAUCCACGUGGCCCAGCAGAUGACGCAGGCAAAGUUCACGAUCACAAAGUGUGAGGACGAGCUGAACGUCAACUACAUCGUGGAAUGUGAGGGUUCGGGGGUCACCAACCCCAACCUAUAGACACCGCUCGGGUCUUUUUUUGUUUCAAUAAAGCAGACUUUACGGUCA
Corythoichthys intestinalis (scribbled pipefish) is the source of this 2463-nucleotide messenger RNA. It is a transcript of the gene rtca, whose product is annotated as RNA 3'-terminal phosphate cyclase. The record is from RefSeq and is a predicted model, not a curated record. Gene Ontology annotation, biological process: RNA processing. Gene Ontology annotation, cellular component: nucleus. The coding region runs from base 1213 to 2415 and encodes 400 amino acids. The transcript is spliced from 11 exons. NCBI's taxonomy places the organism in Eukaryota, Metazoa, Chordata, Actinopteri, Syngnathiformes, Syngnathidae. Gene Ontology annotation, molecular function: RNA-3'-phosphate cyclase activity.